ACAAUUAUAUAGUGCGGCAUCCAUAAGUAAUAUUUGAAGUCGUUCAAAUGGUUUGCGAUAAAUGUGAGUCCAAAUUAUCCAAAGUCUCGGCGCCGAAUCCCUGGCGAACUAGCAAUGCAGCGGCCGGUGGACGCAAAAUCAAUGAAAACAAAGCAUUAUCAUCUUCCAAGGAGCGUUUCAAUCCUCUAGGCAAUACUUUAGCGCCUUGCCGCAUAUGCAGACAGAAGGUGCAUCAAGUGGGCGCGCACUAUUGCCAGGCGUGUGCCUAUAAAAAGGCAAUUUGUGCAAUGUGCGGCAAGAAAAUUUUAAAUACGAAAAACUACAAGCAGAGCGCGACAUGAAGACGAUUUCCUUUCUUGAAUACA
Drosophila arizonae is the source of this 365-nucleotide messenger RNA. RefSeq names its product cysteine-rich PDZ-binding protein. Gene Ontology annotation, biological process: cytoplasmic microtubule organization. Lineage: Eukaryota; Metazoa; Arthropoda; Insecta; Diptera; Drosophilidae. The record is from RefSeq and is a predicted model, not a curated record. Gene Ontology annotation, cellular component: dendrite. Gene Ontology annotation, molecular function: PDZ domain binding; microtubule binding.